Messenger RNA from Adineta ricciae, 1017 nucleotides. NCBI's taxonomy places the organism in Eukaryota, Metazoa, Rotifera, Eurotatoria, Adinetida, Adinetidae. The record is from the annotation of a GenBank genome assembly.
AUGCAUGAAUCGUUCAUUGAAACAACGAACAUUACAAGUUACUGGCAGUUUCUUCGCAUGAUCAAUUGGUACGAACCAUGGCUCAUUGCACUGGGUGGUUUUCAUGUUAUCUGUUUAUUGAUUAUCAUUUUAACUCGGGGACACGUGAAUAUUCAAGUCCUGAUUUUUCUCGCACUUCUCUCGUGCAUUUACUGUGCGGAAUAUAUUAAUGAAUUAGCAGCAAAAAAAUGGCAAUUAUUUGCUGAAGAUCAACACUUCGAUAGUCAAGGAAUGUUUAUUUCAACUGUUUUAUCUUUACCAGUUAUUAUCAAUUGCUGUGUUAUUGUUAGUAUUUGGUUAUAUGAAUCAAUUUAUUUAAUUCGGCUUUAUAUAAAAACAAUAAAAAAGCGACGUCAAGAACAAAUAAGUGCAAUUGGAGAGAAAAAAAUUUAUCACAUAAGUUUAGUCGUUUUCAUUCUCAUUACUAUGAUAUUUUUUUCCAAGCAAAAAAACGGUGGCCAACGUUCAUCAAGUACGGAAGCAUGUGUAUCUAUACUGGGUCUUUUUGUUGCCGUGGGACUUGUCGGUGGAUUGGCUGCACUCAUUUAUGGUUUAGUCAAAGGAAGUGCGUCGGGAGUGAUUGGUGGUGGUGUUGUUCUCGGUGUAUCAGUAGUUACCGGUGUUAUUCUUGCUUUAGUUUUUAUAUUCUGUUUAAAAAAUGUCGUUGACGAAUCCAAUGAAAGCAAUCAACAGGCAACAAAUCGAGGACGUCAACGACAUCGGCGGCAUCAUGGUGAACGGGAACCAACAACUUCGCACGAAGUGUCUCAUGUCACAGCAAUGCACAGAUAUGAUCAUCAACAUCGUCCGCCACGAACAACCAGUGACGCCGAAAUACAGAUUAAACAAACUCCUUUAUCACCAUCAAAAGUGUCGUCGUCUAUGCAUUUGAAUCAAAGUCAUAAUUCUGUGAACAAUCCUCAACAUCAGCUGGUAAUGACUUCCAAUGUUUAUCAAAAAAGCCAUCAACGUCAUUGA